Carassius auratus (goldfish) is the source of this 1451-nucleotide messenger RNA. RefSeq names its product transmembrane immune signaling adaptor TYROBP (gene tyrobp). Gene Ontology annotation, cellular component: cell surface. Gene Ontology annotation, molecular function: signaling receptor binding. Lineage: Eukaryota; Metazoa; Chordata; Actinopteri; Cypriniformes; Cyprinidae. The transcript has 5 exons. Gene Ontology annotation, biological process: positive regulation of macrophage fusion; positive regulation of natural killer cell activation; positive regulation of microglial cell mediated cytotoxicity. The record is from RefSeq and is a predicted model, not a curated record. Bases 788 to 1135 code for a protein of 115 amino acids.
AGAAAGUGUCAAUUUUCAUCACAUACAUUUCUACAUUUAUUUGCACUUAGGCUACUCGGUACUACUCAGAGCUACAGGAAAAACACUACCUUAUCAAUUUGUUUGUCUAAUAAACAAGGCAGCUCUUCAUGAGAAACUGAACUAAACUCUUCUGUAUCACUAAUUUAAAGACUAGCAUCCCUUUAAAAUGAUAAUGUGAGUAGAACAGGAUAUAAGUUCUGCUUUCUGCCUGUUUGGGGUUAUCAGAUACUAGCUUUAGUAGUCACAUCCUGUGCUGUUAGGCCUUUGACCACAUUAACACCCAGGUCCCUCUGACUAGCCUCUUGCUCACAUAUCUAACUUGCAUCUAAGUGAAACUACAUUUAAGGACAUUUUAAAAAGCAUAUAUUUUGAGUUGCAUCUCAUGUAAAUCAAUGGUAUGCUCAGAUUUAGUUUUCAAUUUAACUUUUUACUUUAAACCUAGAUAUAAAUAUUCAAAUGUUGACAGGAUAAAAUGUAAACAAAUGAAAUACUGAAUUAGGUUAAGUGUGUGUGUUUCUGUGAGAGAGAUCGAGGGAUGGCAUAUCAGCACAUGUAGCUCCUCCCCAGUGUCCUUUGGUUCUGUUCUGAUGGAUGGUGAUAAGUCAUCAGCUCAUACUCGGUGACUUUUCUACACUCAGACAAUUUCCAUAUCAUUCAGUCUCAUAUUUAAGGUGUUUGAGCUCACGGGCAGUAAAGGCUUCUUGUGCACUUCACAAAUCAGGUCUAAACCAACCCAGAGCAAUUCUCUCCUAAACCUGCACUCAUUAUGAGAAGGACUGCAUACAUAAUGAUCCCCAUGAAUGGACUAUUCGGGUUUGUUGAGGGGAAUCAAGACUGCAGUUCAUGUUACCAGUUUAACAUUGGAGUGGCUAUCGGGAUCAUCACUUGUGACAUCAUCCUCACACUCCUCAUUGCUCUUUCGGUCUACUGUUUCAUUUCUCAUCAGAAAAGAAGAGGCAGUUUACAUACACAUGCCAGAUGCUGUGGGUCAGGUAGAGCAAAAACUCAGCAGACAUCAAUGAGGCCAAAGACGAUUGAAGUGGAAUCACCUUAUCAGGAACUUUAUGGAGUCCAAUCAGAAAUAUACAGUGAUCUUCAGCAAUAUCGGAAAUGAGGAGGCUAUGUGACAUGUAUGGUUAGUCGUGGGUCUUGUGCAAACCUGAGAAUAUUUGUAGUUUGCAUACAUUUUUAAACUGUGUCACAUGUGUAUUUGGCAUAAAUAAGCUACAAUAAAUAAUUUUAAAUGAAUUAUUUUUUUUAAUCCAUGUGCUUGGACAUUGUUGCAUAUAUAUAAACCAUAAAAAUAAAUAUAUUUUCAUAAUUUGUGAAAAGGAAAUGAUCUUUGAGAACUUGCAGUUUUUAAUAUCACCGUAAAAAAUAAUCUUUGUCUUUUUUUAAAAUCCAAAACCUUUGUAAUCUGAAUAGUUAUA